AUGCUGAGGGCCGCCCUGCUGUGCGCGGUGCUCGCGCUCCUGCACGCGCAGCCAGUCCCCUUCCCCUGCCCGCCCGCCUGCAGCUGCUUCGUCCGGGACGCGGUGCAGUGCUCAGGGGUCGACGUAGAGCGCAUCGCCGCGCUCGGCCUGCCCACCAACCUCACGGUCAUCAUGCUGUACCGCAUGGACCGCGGCACCCUGCGGAGUGACAGCUUCCGCGGCAUGACGGUCCUGCAGCGCCUCUUACUGGCCGACAGCCACAUUUCCGCCGUCGCCCCCGGCGCCUUCAACGACCUGAUAAACCUAAAAACCCUGAGGUUGUCGCGCAACCAAAUCCCGGAUCUUCCAGGCUCCCUCUUCGACCAGCUGGUGCUCCUGGAACAGUUGUUCUUGAGCCACAAUGAGCUAACGCGCAUUGACCAAAACCUGUUUCGGAACCUGGUUAACCUGCAGCAACUCCUUCUGAACAACAAUCAACUCGUUGCCCUCCCCGCCGGCCUCUUCGCGCACCUGGGGAACCUGAGGGUGCUGGAUGUAUCGGGAAACAAUUUGACUCACUUGCCGCAGGGGUUGCUCGGAGCACAGGCUAAGCUGGAGAGACUGGUGCUCCACUCCAACCGGCUCGUCUCUCUGGACGCGGGGCUACUGCGCAGCCUGCGCGCCCUGGCCGAGCUGCGGCUCGACAGAAACCGCCUCCACUCCCUCGCGCCCGGGGCUUUCGACCAGCUCCGCGACCUGCGUAUUUUAACUCUUUCCAGAAACCAGCUGCGGUCCCUGCCCUCUGCACUCUUUCUCCAUUUGCACAAUCUGACCUUCUUGGCGCUGGAUGAGAACCCGCUGGAGGAGCUCCCGGGCGUGCUCUUCGGGGAGAUGGCGGGCCUGCGGGGGCUGUGGCUGAACCGCACCCAGCUGCGCACCCUGCCCGACGCCGCCUUCCGCAACCUGAGCGGCCUGCGGGCCCUGGGGCUGACCCUGAACCCGCGCCUGGGAGCGCUCCCCGAGGGCGCCUUCCGGGGCCUCGGCCAGCUGCGCCAGCUGUCGCUCAGCCACAACGCGCUGCGGGCCCUGCCCCGCGGGCUCUUCCGCGACCUCCGCAGCCUGGAGCAGGUCCGGCUCGAGCACAACCUGCUGCAGACGCUGCCGGGCGACGUGUUUGAGGACCUGCCCGGGCUGGCGGAGGUCCUGCUGGGGCACAAUCCUUGGCGCUGCGACUGCGACCUGCGGCCGUUCCUGGCCUGGCUGAGACAGCACCCCGGCCUCGUGGGCCGCGCGGAGGAGGCCCCGCGGUGCCCAAGGGCAACGCCCUGGGCCUGCUGCUGCAGGCCCUGUCGGGACGGUGACCUGGGGUGCCCGAGCACGGGGGGGCCGCCUCCCCACCCUCUCGCCCCCACCUGGCCGGCCCUGCCCGUGGCCCGCGAUCGCCCAGCCUGGGUGCCGACCAGCGCAGAGCCCUGGGCGCGGGCCCAGCCGGUGGCCGAGGGCCAGGGUCAGGACCAGAGCCUGUUCUGGGGUCUUUAUAUUCUGCUUUUAGCCGCUCAGGCCGUAAUAACCGGGGUCAUUGUGUUUGCUAUGAUUAAACUCUGCCGGCUCUUCCGAAAAUUAAUCAGAGAGAGAGCUCUGGUCUGAGUCAACGGGAAAACCUUGUAAUGAAUGAGAAGGCGACCAGAGUAUUGUUAGAUGUGACUCUGGGAGAAUCCAGACAGGUUGCCUCCGUCUUCCUUUCUCUUGUCUCUGCCGCCCGCCCCUCUGCCCUCACACCCACCUCUCUGUCUCCUCCUCCUCCCUCCCCUUUCCUAGAAUUGCCUUUACGUGUGAAUUGUGACUGCUUGCUUUGCUUCAUCCUUCACCGUGGGGGCCUGGGAAUGUGGGUUGUGUUCACCUCAUCUCUGUGCGCCCCCUGCCGGUGGAGAAAGGGCUACCUUCAGAGUUUACUGAGGAAGGGAGGGUGCGGGCGAGUCAGCCACCUCCAGGCCGCGGUCUGGCUCCUGUCUGGCAAAUGUGCAAUAAAUGAAUAAAAUGAAUACACAUGA
Molecule: messenger RNA, 2030 nt
Organism: Myotis lucifugus (little brown bat)
Lineage: Eukaryota; Metazoa; Chordata; Mammalia; Chiroptera; Vespertilionidae
Gene: GP5
Product: glycoprotein V platelet
Exons: 1
Coding region: 1-1626 (541 amino acids)
Cellular component (GO): plasma membrane
Molecular function (GO): protein binding
Source: RefSeq, a predicted model, not a curated record